AUGGCCGGCAAUGUGAAGAAGAACGCGGGGCCCGGGGGCGGCGGCGGCUCCGGGGGCUCGGGCCCGGGCGGUCUGAUCGGGCUCAUGAAGGACGCCUUCCAGCCGCACCACCACCACCACCUCGGCCCCCACCCGCCGAGCGCCGUGGACAAGAAGAUGGUGGAGAAAUGCUGGAAGCUCAUGGACAAGGUGGUGCGGCUGUGCCAGAGCCCGAAGCUGGCGCUCAAGAACAGCCCGCCCUACAUCCUAGACCUGCUGCCGGACACCUACCAGCACCUGCGCACUGUCCUGGCGAGAUACGAGGGGAAGAUGGAGACGCUCGGAGAAAAUGAGUAUUUUAGGGUGUUCAUGGAGAAUUUGAUGAAGAAAACCAAGCAGACCAUAAGCCUCUUCAAGGAGGGUAAAGAAAGAAUGUACGAGGAAAAUUCUCAGCCGAGGCGGAACCUGACCAAGCUGUCGCUCAUCUUCAGCCACAUGCUGGCCGAGCUGAAGGGCAUCUUCCCCAGCGGCCUGUUCCAGGGCGACGCGUUCCGCAUCACCAAGGCCGACGCCGCCGAGUUCUGGAGGAGAGCCUUUGGGGAAAAGACGAUAGUCCCUUGGAAGAGCUUCCGACAGGCCCUCCAUGACGUGCAUCCCAUUAGUUCUGGGCUAGAGGCCAUGGCUCUGAAGUCCACGAUCGAUCUGACCUGCAAUGAUUAUAUUUCAGUUUUUGAAUUCGACAUCUUCACACGGCUCUUUCAGCCCUGGUCCUCGCUGCUCAGGAACUGGAACAGUCUCGCUGUCACGCACCCUGGCUAUAUGGCGUUCCUGACAUAUGACGAAGUGAAAGCUCGGCUCCAGAAGUUCAUUCACAAGCCUGGCAGUUACAUAUUCCGGCUGAGCUGUACUCGUCUGGGUCAGUGGGCUAUUGGGUAUGUCACCGCUGAUGGGAACAUUCUCCAGACAAUCCCUCACAAUAAACCUCUCUUCCAAGCUCUGAUUGACGGCUUCCGGGAAGGCUUCUACUUGUUUCCUGAUGGGCGGAAUCAGAAUCCCGACCUGACAGGCCUGUGUGAGCCGACGCCCCAAGACCACAUCAAAGUGACGCAGGAACAAUAUGAAUUAUACUGUGAGAUGGGCUCCACAUUCCAACUGUGUAAAAUAUGUGCCGAGAAUGAUAAGGAUGUGAAGAUCGAGCCCUGUGGACACCUCAUGUGCACUUCCUGUCUGACAUCCUGGCAGGAGUCAGAAGGCCAGGGCUGUCCUUUCUGCCGGUGUGAAAUUAAAGGGACGGAGCCCAUUGUGGUAGACCCGUUUGAUCCGAGAGGAAGUGGCAGCCUAUCAAGGCAAGGAGCAGAGGGAGUUUCUUCCCCAAAUUAUGACGACGAUGAUGAUGAACGAGCUGAUGAUUCUCUCUUUAUGAUGAAGGAAUUAGCUGGUGCCAAGGUGGAGCGGCCCCCCUCUCCGUUCUCCUUGGUUCCACAGGCACCCCUGCCGCCCGUGCCACCGCGACUGGACCUGCUGCAGCAGCGCGCCAGCGCCCCCUCGGGGCCGGGCCUGGGAGCGGCGCCCAAGGCUGUGGCCGGUGCCCUGCACAAGGACAAGCCACUUCCGGCGCCCCCCGCCCUCAGAGAUCUCCCCCCGCCACCCCCUCCGGAUCGGCCUCACUCCGGGGGAGCCGAGGCCCGGCCGCAGAGACGCCCCUUGCCCUGUACUCCCGGGGACAAACCGCCUCCGGUCCCCGCCAGCCGCCUGGGCGAGUCCUGGCUGCCUCGGCCAAUCCCCAGAGUGCCCGUCGUCACCCCAAGCCUUGGGGAGCCCUGGACAGGACGGGAACUGACCAACCGGCACUCCCUGCCCUUUUCGCUGCCCUCCCAAACGGAGCCCAGAGCAGACGGGCCUCGGCCCGGGAGCGCCUUCAGUCUGGGCGCCGCCGCGAAUAUGAAUAGCAGCCCAUUAGCAGGUCCAGAGAGUGAGCACCCCAAAAUCAAACCUUCCGCAUCGGCCAAUGCCAUUUAUUCCCUGGCUGCCAGGCCCCUGCCUGUGCCCACGCCGCCCGGGCCCCAGCACCAGAGCGAGGGCGACCCUGAGUACAUGACGCCCUCCUCCCGGCCUGCCAGCCUCCCGCCGCCUGAGGGCAGGCAGCUCCCUGAGGACGCCCCCCCGAGCCUACGGGCGGGCGGCGACGCGCAGGCGGACGGCAGCACCUAUGAGGCCAUGUACACCCUGCAGCCCCUGGGCGCGCCGGCCGGCGCAGAGGGCAGCUCCGUCGGCGAGGGGGACGCGGCUGCAGCCGCUGCUGGCGUCGGCCCCGAGGAACCGGAGAACGAGGACGAGGGCUACGACGUCCCCAAGCCGCCCGUGCCCACAGCGCUGGCCCGCCGGACGCUCUCCGACAUCUCCAACGCCAGCUCCUCCUUCGGCUGGCUGUCCCUGCAAGGCGAGCCCGCAAACUUCACGGAGGGUUCCCCAGUUCCCGAGAGACCCCCCAAGCCGUUCCCUCGGAGAAUCAACUCUGAGCGCAAGGCAGGGCCGGGCCAGCCGGCUGCCCCUGCGGCCGCCUCGCCGCAGCUGUCCAGCGAGAUCGAGAGCCUGCUGAGCCAGGGCUACUCCCACCAGGACAUCCAGAAGGCCCUGCUCAUCGCCCACAACAACAUCGACAUGGCCAAGAGCAUCCUCCGCGAGUUCGUGUCCAUCUCCGCUCCCGCCCACGUGGCCACCUAG
Molecule: messenger RNA, 2703 nt
Organism: Pipistrellus nathusii (Nathusius's pipistrelle)
Lineage: Eukaryota; Metazoa; Chordata; Mammalia; Chiroptera; Vespertilionidae
Source: the annotation of a GenBank genome assembly